Messenger RNA from Penicillium antarcticum, 1917 nucleotides. Its product is annotated as Hsp70 family protein. Lineage: Eukaryota; Fungi; Ascomycota; Eurotiomycetes; Eurotiales; Aspergillaceae. The record is from RefSeq and is a predicted model, not a curated record. The transcript is spliced from 3 exons. The coding region runs from base 1 to 1917 and encodes 638 amino acids. Gene Ontology annotation, molecular function: ATP binding; ATP-dependent protein folding chaperone.
AUGAACAAUCGCCCAACUAGUCCGAUGGUCCAACACGGUCAACAUCCCGCGCCUACAAACGCCCCAUACAACCCAACCGUGCCGAUGAACACCGCCCAAGGCUACGGCAUGCAGCAGCAACAAGUCGCCCCCAGCAUCCCGACAACAAUGUCGACUUCGCAGUACCCCGGGCGCAACCCCGCGGUGGAGGUCGAAGGUGCAGGCCGCAACAAGGCGCAACUCAUCGUCGGUAUUGAUUUUGGAACCACAUUCUCCGGUGUCGCAUUCGCAUUUGCGACCAACAAUGAAGCGCGGGAAGACAUUAUCACCGAGUGGCCAGGUGCCGGAACACACACAAAACAAAAGAUUCCCACCGUCCUCUACUACGAUCAAUACCAGAAGGUUGUCGGCUGGGGCCCCGAUAUCGCCGACGCUCUUGCCCCGACUGGAUACCCCAAGCCUGGCGUACAGAAGGUGGAGUGGUUCAAGCUCCAGCUGAUGCUUUCCGGAAACACCUAUAUUGAUCCUAUCAACCUGCCCCCAUUGCCCCCGGGCAAGUCUGAAAUCGAUGUCGCGGCCGAUUAUCUCUUCAAGUUGCGACAAGCUAUGCGCUCGCAGUUACAGAAGACACUGGGUGAGGUGUUUACUCGUGAGGAACGUAAUAUCCGGUACUACCUCACUGUUCCGGCUAUCUGGAAUGACGCUGGCAAGGCUGCGACGCGUACUGCUGCCAUUCAAGCUGGUUUCUUGCGCGAUGAAAAUGAUAACCGACUCACGUUAGUCUCGGAGCCCGAAGCUGCGGCGUUGUUCUGUGCCAAGUCUGGCCUGCUCAACCUGAAAGUUGGCGAUGCCAUUUUGAUUGUUGAUUGCGGUGGUGGUACCGUGGAUUUGAUCGCAUACGAGGUUGAAGAGGAGUCGCCGUUCAGUGUGAUGGAGUGCACUGCCGGUUCUGGUGACUCAUGCGGCUCAACAGCACUGAACCGGAAUUUCAGUAACAUCUUGCGGGCGAAGAUCCGUAAGAUGAAGCUGCCAGAUGGGUCUCGGACUGCAGGAAAGGUCUACGCGAAGUGUAUCAUGGACUUUGAGAACCGCAUCAAGGCUGAUUUCCGUAACAACGGGCAAAAGUGGGCUGUGGAUGUGGGUAUUGAGGCUGACUUCCCUGAUGCCGGCAUCGAGGAGGGCUACAUGACUUUCACCAACGAAGAGAUCCUCCAGUGCUUUGAACCAGUUGUGAACCGUAUUCUCGAGUUGGUUCGCAACCAGAUUAUCGCCAUUCAAGCGCAGAACCGUCUGCUCCAGAACGUCCUCGUCGUUGGCGGAUUUGGUGCCUCAGAAUAUCUCUUCCAGCAGAUUAGACUUCACGUGCCGCCGCAGUAUCAGACCAAAGUGGUCCGCCCCAUGGACUCGGUGGCUGCUAUCGUCAAGGGUGCUGUCACCGCAGGUAUCACCGAGCGAGUCAUCACCCACCGUGUUGCCCGCCGACACUAUCUGAUGGCCACCCUGCAGCCAUUCAAAGAAGGCUACCACCCAGAGCAAUAUCGGGUUCCUAGUCUGGAUGGCCGUGACCGAUGCAAGUACACCCGUCAGAUCUUUGUCCAGAAAGGAGAGCGUGUCAGAAUUGGCGAGCCUGUCAAAGUUAGCUUCUUCCGUCAGGUUGCUCCUGGCGCCACUCUCAUGUAUGAAGAUGUACUCUACGCCUGCGACGAGGACGUUUGCCCCGAGUAUACCAAGGAUCCCCGCAUCAAGGAAGUUGUCACACUCACGUCUGAUCUGUCGCGCAAGAACCUAGAGACCGACUUUGAACGUAUGGAUACACCACAGGGUAUUUUCUACCGUGUUUACUUCGACAUUUACCUCACACUAGACGGCAGUGAAUUCAGCGCCGAGCUGGUCUGCCAAAACGAAAUCAUGGGCCGGUGCCGUGCCAAGUUCCGGUGA